CACACACAUACACACACACACACACACGCACGCGCACACACACACACACACACACACACACACAUUUGGGUUGUGCUUCUGUAUAAAAUCCUCCUCCUCUAUCUUUCACACAAGGCUGCAGGACAAAAAAAGCUAGCUGCUAUGGGCUCCAUGGAAGAAGAGCACACGUGUCCUAUGUGUCGUGACCUGAUUGGUCGAGCUCACCCCUUUCCCUGCGGCCACAGCUUUUGCCUGACCUGUGUUCAAGAGUCCUGGAGCCAGAGUGCCGGCUGUGGCAAGCGAAGAUUCGUAUGCCCACAAUGCCUGGAGGAGCAGGGAGAGGUGGUAUGUGACUGCUGUCCAGAAAACAAGGAUGAUGAGGCCCAAGCUGCAGUGAAGACCUGCCUGCGAUGUGAGAUCUCUCUGUGUGAGCAGCAUCUGCAGCCACACCUGCUGCGUCCUGCUUAUAGCACUCACCUGUUGGUGGAGCCAUUGAUGGACGUAUCCCACCGCAGGUGCCCUACCCAUUGGGAGAUAUUCCGGUAUUACUGCAUGGAUGAUAGGGAGUAUGUCUGCCCCGACUGCAUUGUGGAAGGGCGACAUGCUCAACACCAGGUCAAAGGGGUGAGAAAAGUGGAGGAGGAAUACAAAAUCAAAUUACAGAGUAUGUUUGAGAAAGCAGAAGAGAAAGUAAAGCAAGGUGAAAUGAUGCUUCAAGAACAUCAACAAGCUUGUCGCAGCAUAGUAGAGGACUCUUCUGUGAGUGAUGUCUCUCAGGUUUUACAGAUGGGCUCAGCCCUGCAGGCUCAGGUGGGCCGACUAGUGUCAGCCGUGAUAAACAUCACGGAACAGGAGAGACAGCAGGCCAUGGAGAGGGUGAAGGAAGACUGCAGCAGGGUGGAAAAAGAUCUGAACCAAACCGAGGGCAUCCACCGCUUCCUCGGCUCCUUGUUGGAUGAGAGCGAUCCCUUCCUGCUAAUCUGGGCAUUCCAGACAGAGGAUUCACAGAUGAUGGCAGAUCUCAGCUCACCUCUGUUCACACCACCUCAGCCCAGCAUGGAUAAGAAACGAGUCUUAGAGAAUGUGGAAAAUAAAUAUAGAGAAUUCAUAGCCGAGACCCUGCGCUGCCUAAUUGAACUCAAGAGAGAUCUCUUAAGCAGCCCGUUAACCUUGGACAAAAACUCAGCCCAUCCUCUCUUAAAUAUUUCUGAAGACCUACGGACAGUGACGAGGGUCAAAACCCGCUUGCCUGUCCCUGAGCAUCCUGACCGCUUUGACCACUGGUCUCAGGUGGUCUCCUUUCAGAUAUUUUCUUCAGGAACCCAUUACUGGGAGCUGGAAGUGGAGGGUUUCUGGGAUAUAGCAGUGACCUACCACAGCAUCGGGAGAAAAUCAAAAGAGGGCACAGCCUUUGGCUGCAACAAGAUAUCCUGGAGCCUGACACAGCAGCAUGACAGGAAACUUGCUGCCUGGCAUAACCGAAAGAAAACCCACCUCUCCGCAAAAAUGUCUGGCAACCAUUUGGCAGUCACUCUGGACUAUGGUUCUGGCUCCAUUGCCUUUUCUGAAGUAGGAUCUUCAUCCACUCUGCUCCCUCUGCACAGUUUCAGUACCAGGUUCACCCAGCCCAUCUGCCUAGGAUUUGGCCUCUACAAACCAGAGCUGAACAGCAAGGUCACCAUCCUCAAGAAAACAUAACUACAUCUACAGAAACAGGAACCAACACUGCUGUUGAAACUUGUAUUUCAUCAAUAGUUACAUGUUUCUUGAAGGAUAUAUAAUGCUCUGGGUGAAAAAGCUGAAUUAAUUUUUCAAGAAUGAACAAAUAUUCCAAUUAA
Carassius gibelio (silver crucian carp) is the source of this 1817-nucleotide messenger RNA. RefSeq names its product tripartite motif containing 110 (gene trim110). Bases 142 to 1677 code for a protein of 511 amino acids. Gene Ontology annotation, molecular function: protein binding; zinc ion binding. The transcript has 8 exons. The record is from RefSeq and is a predicted model, not a curated record. NCBI's taxonomy places the organism in Eukaryota, Metazoa, Chordata, Actinopteri, Cypriniformes, Cyprinidae.